CAGGGGUGUCAAAAUGUGGCCCUCCAGCUGUUGCAAAACUACAAGUCCCAUCAUGCCUCUAACUUUGGGAGUCACGCUUGUAACUGUCAAUCUUGCAAUGCCUCAUGGGACUUGUAGUUGGGCAACAUCUGGAGGGCCACCAGUGUUACACCCGUGGCUUAUAGGGAUGGAUGUCAAACUGUGGCCCUCCAGCUGUUGCAGAACUACAAAUCCCAUGAGGCAUUGCAAGACUGACAGUUACAAGCAUGACUCCCAAAGGCAGAGGCAUGAUGGGACUUGUAGUUUCUCAACAGCUGGAGGGCCACCAGUGUUACACCCGUGGCUUAUAGGGAUGUCAAACUGUGGCCCUCCAGCUGUUGCAGAACUACAAAUCCCAUGAGGCAUUGCAAGACUGACAGUUACAAGCAUGACUCCCAAAGGCAGAGGCAUGAUGGGACUUGUAGUUUCUCAACAGCUGGAGGGCCACCAGUGUUACACCCGUGGCUUAUAGGGAUGUCAAACUGUGGCCCUCCAGCUGUUGCAGAACUACAAAUCCCACGAGGCAUUACAAGACUGACAGUUA
Molecule: messenger RNA, 562 nt
Organism: Staurois parvus
Lineage: Eukaryota; Metazoa; Chordata; Amphibia; Anura; Ranidae
Source: the annotation of a GenBank genome assembly